Molecule: messenger RNA, 1850 nt
Organism: Coregonus clupeaformis (lake whitefish)
Lineage: Eukaryota; Metazoa; Chordata; Actinopteri; Salmoniformes; Salmonidae
Product: CHRNA7-FAM7A fusion protein-like
Biological process (GO): regulation of membrane potential; nervous system process; chemical synaptic transmission
Cellular component (GO): neuron projection; synapse; membrane
Molecular function (GO): transmembrane signaling receptor activity; neurotransmitter receptor activity; extracellular ligand-gated monoatomic ion channel activity
Source: RefSeq, a predicted model, not a curated record
CAUGUUCUGCCAUAGUGCUGAUGAGAGGUUUGAUGCUACCUUCCAUACCAAUGUGUUGGUCAACUCCUCUGGGUCCUGCUCCUACUUGCCUCCAGGCAUAUUCAAGAGCACCUGCUACAUCGAUGUGCGCUGGUUCCCCUUUGAUCUCCAGAGGUGUGACCUGAAGUUUGGCUCCUGGACCUAUGGAGGCUGGUCUCUGGACCUACAGAUGAUGGAGGCAGAUAUCACAGGUUACAUCCCCAACGGAGAGUGGGACCUAGUGGAGGUGCCCGGGCGCAGGAACGAGCGCUUCUACGACUGCUGUAAGGAGCCUUACCCUGACGUAACCUUUACUGUGGUGAUGCGUAGACGUACCCUCUACUAUGGCCUCAACCUCCUCAUCCCCUGUGUUCUCAUCUCCACCUUGGCCCUACUCGUCUUCCUGCUGCCUGCUGACUCUGGGGAGAAGAUAUCACUGGGGAUAACAGUGCUGCUCUCACUGACCGUCUUCAUGUUGCUGGUUGCAGAGAUCAUGCCUGCAACCUCUGACUCAGUACCUUUAAUCGCUCAGUACUUUGCCACCACCAUGGUCAUUGUGGGUCUCUCUGUGAUUGCUACGGUUCUGGUCUUACAAUACCACCAUCACGAUCCCGAUGGAAGCAAGAUGCCUAAGUGGACUCGGGUGAUCCUGCUCAACUGGUGCGCCUGGUUCCUGCGUAUGAAGCGGCCCGGUGAGGACCGUGUACGCCCGGCCUGCCACAACAAGCAUCCCCGUGGGAGCCUCACCAGCAUGGACCUGAAUGCCAGCGCCUCGCCCGCAUCCACCAACGGCAACAUGCUGUACAUCGGCCUGGAGAGCAUGCACUAUGCUCCAGCCACCACCUCCCCCGACUCCGGGGUCCUGUGUGGCCGUCUGGUGUGUGGUGGGGGGGAGGACGAGGUGCUCUUGCCCACGCGGCCCACCUCCUCGGCGGGGAGCCUGGAGCCCGAUCUGGCCAAGAUCCUGGAUGAGGUGCGCUACAUCGCCGAGCGUUUCCGCGACCAUGACGAGGAUGAGUUGGUGUGCAACGAGUGGAAGUUUGCGGCGUCAGUGAUCGACCGGCUCUGUCUCAUGGCCUUCUCGCUCUUCACCAUCCUCUGCACGAUCGGUAUCCUCAUGUCGGCACCUAACUUUGUGGAAGCCAUUUCCAAAGACUUCUUUACCUAAGAGCUUGAAAUGUUCACAUGCUUUAUCCACUAAAUACACUACAUGGUUUUUGAAAUCUUACGGUUGCAUAAUCACAUUACAAAACACAUAGAUUACUUAUAUCAAAUGAUUGAAUCUUUGUCUGUGAUAUAGAGAUAGAACACAUUAUGUCUGCAUAAAUCUUCAAUUUACAAGAUGUACAGCUUUUUCACACUCAACUAUUUCCCUGCAGGACGCAGCAGGACAUCAUAUUAACAUUGGAUCUGGUGGAAAAUCAUGUUGUAUGUAACUGGCUUAAAGGAAUCUAGGCAUUAGAUGUUAUAACCAACCAACAAUGAAGAGUGAAUAGCCAUGCCUUGUAUAGCAUUAUAAAUACCAAGGUUACUUCAAUUGAAUCCAAUGUGUUUUUGUCCACUUGGGUAAUUGCUUAUUGGCUACCCUUUAUAACGCUCUCAGUUCAAAAUGGUUCAAUCGUUUUCUCUUAUGUGGUGUAAAGAACAAUUGCUGGAUACCUUCUGUUCAAGGUUUCUGUCAAAGUUAUGUUGGUUUUGUGUUUGUAGAUAGUGUGGCGGUAUCUAGUGUGUUGUUUUCUGUGAAUUGAAAAUAUCCAUCGCAAAAAUACCUUUUUGAGUUUUGGCAACUUUAUUGCAUCGUUAUUAUUAUUAUUAUGUCUACAAUAAUAAAA